Molecule: messenger RNA, 1878 nt
Organism: Arabidopsis thaliana (thale cress)
Lineage: Eukaryota; Viridiplantae; Streptophyta; Magnoliopsida; Brassicales; Brassicaceae
Gene: PMT2
Product: polyol/monosaccharide transporter 2
Exons: 3
Coding region: 151-1686 (511 amino acids)
Biological process (GO): transmembrane transport; proton transmembrane transport; carbohydrate transmembrane transport
Cellular component (GO): membrane
Molecular function (GO): carbohydrate transmembrane transporter activity; carbohydrate:proton symporter activity; transmembrane transporter activity
Source: RefSeq, marked reviewed
CAGUUGUGAGUAUCAUUCAUCUAUUUAAAUCUCUUCAUCUUUCAAUAGGUCUCGUGUCUCACAAGAAACAAAGUUCAUCUGCUAAUAUCACUCUCUCUUCUCCUUACUAAUUACGUUUUCACCGUAAGUUUUACAAUCGCGGUGGACACAAUGAGUUCCUCAGGAGAAGAACGAGGUGUUGUUGUUGCCGAGUCCGAGCCGCCAAGAGGGAAUAGAAGCCGAUUUGCUUUUGCUUGUGCAAUCUUAGCCUCCAUGACUUCUAUCAUCCUUGGUUAUGAUAUUGGAGUGAUGAGUGGAGCUGCAAUUUUCAUAAAAGACGAUUUGAAGCUGUCGGACGUACAACUUGAGAUUCUUAUGGGAAUUCUAAAUAUCUAUUCUCUGAUCGGUUCAGGAGCAGCUGGAAGAACUUCCGAUUGGAUCGGAAGACGAUAUACCAUAGUGUUGGCAGGAUUCUUCUUCUUUUGUGGAGCCCUACUAAUGGGUUUUGCCACUAACUAUCCUUUCAUUAUGGUCGGCCGUUUUGUAGCCGGUAUCGGUGUCGGUUACGCUAUGAUGAUUGCGCCUGUUUAUACCACGGAAGUCGCUCCAGCCUCUUCUCGAGGCUUCCUUAGCUCUUUCCCUGAGAUAUUUAUCAACAUUGGUAUACUAUUGGGAUACGUAUCCAAUUACUUCUUCGCCAAGCUUCCAGAGCACAUUGGAUGGAGGUUCAUGUUAGGUAUUGGAGCUGUGCCCUCAGUGUUUCUAGCCAUUGGAGUGUUGGCAAUGCCCGAGUCUCCACGGUGGCUCGUCAUGCAGGGUCGUCUAGGGGACGCUUUUAAAGUCCUUGACAAAACCUCAAACACCAAAGAAGAAGCCAUCUCAAGGCUCAAUGACAUCAAACGCGCAGUUGGAAUCCCCGAUGAUAUGACAGACGAUGUUAUAGUCGUUCCGAAUAAAAAGAGCGCUGGAAAAGGCGUGUGGAAGGACCUUCUCGUUCGACCAACCCCGUCCGUUCGACACAUCCUCAUAGCAUGCCUUGGUAUCCAUUUCUCCCAGCAAGCCUCCGGAAUUGAUGCUGUCGUGCUUUACUCUCCGACCAUCUUCUCAAGGGCUGGACUGAAGUCCAAGAAUGACCAGCUCUUGGCUACGGUCGCUGUCGGAGUUGUCAAGACUCUCUUCAUCGUAGUAGGAACUUGUUUGGUGGACCGGUUUGGACGUCGUGCCUUGUUGCUUACGAGUAUGGGUGGAAUGUUUUUUUCCUUGACCGCCCUUGGAACUAGUCUCACGGUGAUCGACAGGAACCCCGGGCAAACACUCAAGUGGGCUAUAGGGCUCGCCGUUACGACGGUGAUGACUUUUGUCGCAACAUUCUCAUUAGGUGCAGGCCCCGUGACGUGGGUCUACGCCUCAGAGAUAUUCCCCGUGAGGCUAAGAGCGCAAGGAGCAAGUUUGGGAGUGAUGUUGAAUAGACUAAUGAGUGGUAUUAUAGGAAUGACAUUCCUAUCUCUUUCUAAGGGUCUCACCAUCGGUGGUGCAUUCCUUCUCUUCGCCGGAGUUGCGGUUGCCGCGUGGGUCUUCUUCUUCACUUUCCUCCCGGAGACACGUGGUGUGCCUUUAGAAGAAAUAGAGAGUCUCUUCGGGAGCUACAGCGCAAACAAAAAGAACAAUGUUAUGAGCAAAGGGAAACAAGUAGUUGAUGAACAAUGAGAGUGAAACAAAAUUUGCUUCCAUUUCAUUAUUUGGUUAAUGGAACGUCGAUACCAAAAGACUCGGUUCCGAUCCGAGUCUUCAUCGGGCGAGUGUGACCAAUAAGAAAAUUAAUAAAGAAUUUUACUUGCCAUCUCUAAAUUCAUGUUGUAUAUCUUUAAUAAGUUGUUUGCAGAGAACGAGAUUAAGAAU